AUGGCAAUGAAUCAUUUGUGUUUUGCAGAUGAUUUGCUAAUGUUCUGUAGGGGUGAUCUUAACUCUGUUAAGUUGAUGUUGGAAGGUUUCAAAGUCUUCUCUGAGGCCACUGGACUGCAAGUUAACCCUACUAAAUCUUCUAUAUACUGUUGUGGAAUGAGCUCUUCAAUUCAGACUAGCAUUCAACAAUGUUCUGGUUUUAAGCUUGAUUUUCUUCCCUUCAGAUAUCUAGGGGUACCUAUCAGUUCUAAGAAGCUGAAGGCUAGUGAUUGUGAUCUGUUAGUGGAGAAAAUGGUGGCUAAAAUCAAGGUCUGGAGUUCCAGACAUAUCUCCUUUGCAGGAAGGAUGCAACUAGUUAACUCUGUUCUCAUGAGCAUUUGUGUUUACUGGGGACAGAUUUUCCUUCUCCCUAAGAGAAUUACACAAAAGAUUACUGCUAUCUGCAGGUCCUUUUUAUGGUUUGGUACUUAUGAUGAGAGCAGGCCUGGCAGUGUUGGUUGGGACCAACUGUGUAACCACAAAGACCAAGGUGGGUUGGGUUUUAGGAACAUCUCUCUUUGGAAUCAAGCUGCUGUUGGAAAGCUGGCUUGGGCAAUCAGUGAAAACAGUAUUACUGAAGCUCUUGCUUCCACUCAGUGGUUGACUGAUCCCAAAUAUUCUAUUAAGAACAUCUAUGGUGGAUUAUGUACUCAACAACCAAAAGUACACUGGCAUAGAUUUGUUUGGAAUAGAUUUUCAGUUCCAAAGCACAGGUUCACUCUCUGGUUGGCCCUCCUAGACAGACUGAAAACUAGGGUAAGGUUAUUUAAGAUUGGUGUGGGGGAUGAUCCCAGUUGUGCUAUUUGUGGCUCAGUUGUGGAAACCUGUUCCCAUCUGUUCUUUGAAUGCACAUUCAGCACUGACUGUUUACAGUUGGUUCUGAAUUGGCUUGGUUAUACUGUGACCAAGACUAAUCUUACUCAAGUCUUUAUGUGGGUAAGGAGGUACUGUAAGAAAGAGUUCAGAAGGAAGGUCAUCUUCACUGCUUUGGCUGGUCUUGUCUAUCAGAUUUGGAAGGCAAGGAAUGAUGUUGUGUGGAAUCAUAAUGUCCCUACAAAACAGUUUAUCUUGAAGACUAUCCAGUUUGACACUAGGCAUAGGAUUCAAAACUUGCUAGGGAAAACUGUUAGGUUAUGA
Spinacia oleracea (spinach) is the source of this 1176-nucleotide messenger RNA. RefSeq lists its product as uncharacterized. The coding region runs from base 1 to 1176 and encodes 391 amino acids. The transcript has 2 exons. The record is from RefSeq and is a predicted model, not a curated record. Lineage: Eukaryota; Viridiplantae; Streptophyta; Magnoliopsida; Caryophyllales; Amaranthaceae.